This is a messenger RNA of Gasterosteus aculeatus aculeatus (three-spined stickleback), 2397 nucleotides long. NCBI's taxonomy places the organism in Eukaryota, Metazoa, Chordata, Actinopteri, Perciformes, Gasterosteidae. The record is from RefSeq and is a predicted model, not a curated record.
CACCCCAGACCUCCUCCGGCACACGCCGGACCUGCAACCCAACGAACCCAACUAUUGGCCGACGCGACUGAGGAAUAUCGGGAGUAACGUUACAUGAAGCCGACUGUUAACUUCAGGCUCUGUUCACCGCGCAAAGCCGCUUUACGUUAGUUAACGAUGACUACAUCGGGGUCCUUGGAUCGAAUGGAACUCUGUGAAAGCCUCUUGACAUGGAUCCAGACGUUUGGAGUGGAGGCUCCAUGCAAGAAAGUAGAAGACUUGACGAGCGGUAUCGUCAUGGCUCAGGCUCUACAGAAAAUAGAUGCUGUGUAUUUCGAUGACGUUUGGAUUAGCAGAGUCAAACCAGAGGUCGGAGACAACUGGAGGUUAAAGAUCAGCAAUCUGAAGAAAGUUCUAAAAGGCGUCCUAGACUAUAACCAGGAGAUCCUAGGCCAGCACAUCAACGACUUCACUCUACCAGACGUCAACCUCAUCGGGGAACACUCUGAUCCGGCGGAGCUCGGGAGGAUGCUUCAACUUAUCCUGGGCUGUGCUGUCAACUGUGAACAGAAACAAGAAUACAUCCAGACCAUUAUGAUGAUGGAGGAGUCGGUGCAGCACGUCGUCAUGACGGCUAUCCAAGAGCUGAUGAGUAAAGAGACUCCAGUGCCGGGCGGAAAUGACUCAUAUGUGGAUCUAGACAGACAGCUGAAGAAGACGGCAGAGGAGCUGAAUGAUGCUUUGUCUACCAAGGAAGAGAUUUCCCAGAGGUGUCGUGAGCUUGACAUGCAGGCCCUCCAUGUCCAAGAGGAGCGUGAUAGACUCAAGUUAGAGUUUAAUGAGCUAGAAGAGAGGGGGGCAGCGCUGCAAAAAGAAAAAAACAGUUUGCUCGCCGAAAACCAGCUCCUGAUGGAGAAACUUAACCACUCCGACUCCAUAGAGGACAUAAACAGCCCUGCAGGACGCAGACACCUCCAGCUGCAGACACAACUGGAGCAACUACAGGAAGAAACCUUCAGGUUGGAGGCAUCAAAAGAUGACUACCGGAUCCGCUGUGAAGAGCUGGAAAAGGAACUUGCGGAUGUGAAGUCGCAGAACGAAGAGCUCGCGUCUCUGGCCGACGAAGCACAGUCUCUCAAGGACGAGAUGGAUGUCCUCCGGCAUUCGUCGGACAAAGUGUCAAAGCUGGAGGGCACAGUGGAACACUACAAGAAGAAACUGGAGGACAUGGGACUCCUCAGGAGACAGAGUAAGCUUUUGGAGGAGAAGAACACGGUGUUGAUGCAGAGCAACGUCGGUUUGGAAGAAGAGCUACGGAAGGCGAAUGCCACCAAGGGACAGCUGGAGACAUACAAGAGACAGGUGGUGGAACUUCAGAACAGACUGUCGGAAGAGUCUAAAAAGGCCGACAAGAUGGAGUUUGAAUACAAACGCGUCAAAGAGAAAGUGGACUCUCUGCAAAAGGAAAAAGAUCGUAUGCGCACGGAGAGAGACUCCCUGAAGGAGACCAUUGAAGAGCUCCAUUGCGUCCAAGCCCAGGAGGGACAGCUCACAUCGGGCCUGUUCCCCAUGGUCAGCAACGACGGCUCCGACUCGCUGGCCGCCGAGAUCACCACCCCAGAGAUUCGAGAACAUCUGAUUCGUCUCCAGCAUGAGAACAAGAUGCUGAAGCUGGCCCAGGAGGGAUCAGACAAUGAGAAGAUUGCACUGUUGCAGAGUCUCCUGGAGGAUGCCAACAGAAGAAAAAAUGAGCUCGAGACAGAAAACAGACUAAUCAAUCAGCGCCUGAUGGAGGAGCAGAGUCAGGUAGAGGAGCUACAUAAGAAUCUUCAAGAGCAGGGUUCCAAGGCAGACGACUCUUCUAUCCUGAAGAAGAAAUACGAGGAGCACAUGGAGAAGCUACGCGAGCUGAACAAUGAGUUAUUGAAGAAGAACGCUUUCAUCGAUGAAAUGGAGCCCAAAUACAACGCAAGCUCCCAACUAGUGGAGGAGCUGGAAGACGCCCUCAAGAAGAAAGAUGAAGAGAUGAAGCAGAUGGAGGAGAGAUACAAGAAAUACCUGGAAAAAGCCAAGAGUGUGAUCCGGACCCUCGACCCCAAGCAGAACCAGGGCUCAGGUCCAGAAGUCCAGGCCCUGAAGAACCAGCUGCAGGAGAAGGACAGGAUGUUGCACUCAUUAGAGAAAGAGAUGGACAAGACGAAAAUCCAGAGAGAUUACGAGGAGAAACUGAUCGUGUCGGCCUGGUACAACAUGGGCAUGUCUCUACAAAAGAAGGCGGCUGAAGACAGACUUGCCAACACCGGUUCCGGUCAGUCCUUCCUGGCCCGGCAGGAGAAGCCACCCAGCACACGUCGCUCCUAUCCAGGCCACGUCCAGCCAGCUACCGCCAGGUAGAUGGCAGCGAGAUCCAUGAGGUAG